This is a messenger RNA of Theobroma cacao (cacao), 1315 nucleotides long. RefSeq lists its product as uncharacterized. Lineage: Eukaryota; Viridiplantae; Streptophyta; Magnoliopsida; Malvales; Malvaceae. The record is from RefSeq and is a predicted model, not a curated record. Gene Ontology annotation, biological process: shoot system development; root development.
AAAAGGGAGCAAGGAUAAGAAAGUGGAUCAACAUAGUGUAUGCCUAUACACACGUGCAAACAAUUAAUUGUUGCUUUUUCUUAAUUACAUGAAACAAUGACAACAGCUCUCGUGCACCACCAACUUGGAUGGUAUCAACGAGUGCAAAGGAAUCCCAAGGAUUCAUAUUUUUAACAUAAUUGGAAAGUGAGCUGGAAAGCUGGUGAAGGGGAGACAUUGCAUCAACAUAGCUGACACAACGCUUUUUGAUCGAGAUAUACAUCGUGUCACCAUUAGCUGAUAGAAGAAGCAUUUCAGAUUCCUUUUUGUCUCCAUGACCUGAUAUAUAUUGAAUCCGAUGCCUGGUAUUGCACAGCAAAUUGGUAGAAACAUUCAACGAUCUAGGCCUCUUCCAUCUGAAGAUAAAAUGGCUACCCGAACUUUUCACCACACUCGCUCUAAUAGCUUCCCUCUUCCAUCUAGACCAAGCCCACUUGUUUCACAGAUUGAUGUGCAUUUGAACAGAUUAAGGGCUUCUGACGCUACAUCUACCUCAUCAUCAAUAAGCCGUAAACUAAAUGGCUUCCGGGAUUUGUAUGAUUGUGUUGAUAAGUUGCUUCAGCUGCCUUUUUCCCAGCAAGCUUUAGCCCAAGAACAACACAAGGAAUUGGUUGAUGAGUUGUUGGAUGGUUCUCUCUGGCUUCUAGAUCUGUGCAGCACUGCUAAGGAUGUUGUGCUGCAGACAAAAGAAAGCACAAAUGAACUGCAAUCAAUUUUGCGUAGAAGGACUGGUGAAGUUGAGCUUGUAAGUGUGGUCGGGAAGUACGUAACCUCCAGGAAAGAAGUCAAAAAGACCAUCCACAAGGCAUUGGGAAAUUUGAAGGGCAUGCAAUCAAAACAAAUUUUCUCUCUAUCAGAAGAUUAUGAGACGAAGGCCAUUGUUAGCAUGCUAAGAGAGGUUGAAGCAGUCACUUCUUCCAUGUUUGAGUAUUUGUUAUCUCUGAUAUCCGGGCCAAAGCCUGGAAGUUGGUCAUUAGUUUCUAAAUUAUUGCAUCGCAAAAGAAUAGCAUGCAAGGGAGCAGCAAGAGAAGCAAAUGAAUUUGAGAAGGUUGAUGCUGCCUUAAAAUCCCUUGCGGGUCAGAAGAUGAGCAAAUCUGAGAACACCAUGAACGUCGACAUGCAAAACCAGCUAAAAGACUUGGAGCUGUGUAUUCAAGAUCUUGAAGAUGGACUUGAGUGCCUCUUCAGGUGUAUGAUCAAAGCUAGAGUCUCCCUUCUCAACAUCCUCACCCCCUAGAAAAUUAUGAUUACCGCAAUCAUGUACAGAAAUCAAAUA